UUACCAGAACCUCCUAAAAUACCCGAAUCUUUAAUAUUACCAGAACCUCCUAAAAUACCCGAAUCUUUAAUAUUACCAGAACCUCCUAAAAUACCCGAAUCUUUAAUAUUACCAGAACCUCCUAAAAUACCCGAAUCUUUAAUAUUACCAGAACCUCCUAAAAUACCCGAAUCUUUAAUAUUACCAGAACCUCCUAAAAUACCCGAAUCUUUAAUAUUACCAGAACCUCCUAAAAUACCCGAAUCUUUAAUAUUACCAGAACCUCCUAAAAUACCCGAAUCUAUAAUAUUACCAGAACCUCCUAAAAUACCCGAAUCUAUAAUAUUACCAGAACCUCCUAAAAUACCCGAAUCUAUAAUAUUACCAGAACCUCCUAAAAUACCCGAAUCUAUAAUAUUACCAGAACCUCCUAAAAUACCCGAAUCUAUAAUAUUACCAGAACCUCCUAAAAUACCCGAAUCUAUAAUAUUACCAGAACCUCCUAAAAUACCCGAAUCUAUAAUAUUACCAGAACCUCCUAAAAUACCCGAAUCUAUAAUAUUACCAGAACCUCCUAAAAUACCCGAAUCUAUAAUAUUACCAGAACCUCCUAAAAUACCCGAAUCUAUAAUAUUACCAGAACCUCCUAAAAUACCCGAAUCUAUAAUAUUACCAGAACCUCCUAAAAUACCCGAAUCUAUAAUAUUACCAGAACCUCCUAAAAUACCCGAAUCUAUAAUAUUACCAGAACCUCCUAAAAUACCCGAAUCUAUAAUAUUACCAGAACCUCCUAAAAUACCCGAAUCUUUAAUAUUACCAGAACCUCCUAAAAUACCCGAAUCUUUAAUACUACCAGAACCUCCUAAAAUACCUGAGUCUCUUAAAUUACCAGAACCUCCUAAAAUACCCGAAUCUUUAAUUUUACCAGAACCUCCUAAAAUACCCGAAUCUUUAAUUUUACCAGAACCUCCUAAAAUACCCGAAUCUAUUAUAUUACCAGAACCUCCUGGAUUACCCGAAUCUGUUAAAUUAUCAAAAGCUCCUGGAUUACCCGAAUCUAUUAUAUUACCGGAACCUCCUAAAAUACCCGAAUCUGUUAAAAUACCAGAACCCAUAAAAUCUCCAGAACCUUCUAAAUUUUCAGGACCUAUUAUAUCUCCAGACCCUACAAAAUUGCCUAAAUCACUUAGAACUCCAGAACCUUUUAAAAUUUCAGGACCUAUUAUAUCUCCAGACCCUAAAACAUUACCUAAAUCACUUAGAACUCCAGAACCUUUUAAAAUUUCAGGACCUAUUAUAUCUCCAGACCCUAAAACAUUACCUAAAUCACUUAGAACUCCAGAACCUUUUAAAAUUUCAGGACCUAUUAUAUCUCAAGAACCUCCUAAAUUUCCAGGAGCUGUAGAACCUCCAAAACCGGACAAAUUUCCAUAUUUAACAAGAUAUCUGCAAUCUAUUAAAUCUCCAAAACCUCCUACUCCUAGAGUAAUUAAGUAUGUAUCAUCUAUUAAAUUACCAGCACCUACAAAACCCAUUCAACCGCGUGAUUCUGAAAAGAAGGAAACACCUGAUAAAGGUGAAACUUCUACUGAAAAACAAAGUACGGAAUCACAAAGUAAAAAAGACGAUGAUGAUGAUUCUACGGGUAAAGAUUCCUCUCAAAAAUCAGGUCAAUAUACAACAACCCUUUAA
Molecule: messenger RNA, 1671 nt
Organism: Plasmodium gallinaceum
Lineage: Eukaryota; Apicomplexa; Aconoidasida; Haemosporida; Plasmodiidae
Product: conserved Plasmodium protein, unknown function
Exons: 1
Source: RefSeq, a predicted model, not a curated record